AUGCUGCGGAGGCGACUAGGCGCUAUCUUGCUGUUCGCACUGCUCCUGCUCGUCGACGACGCUCGCUGCGACUCGGAUGGACUGCCCGUAACUGCGCCGACAUCGCUCCAGCCAGGCAAGCAGGCGACAUUUGGCUGGGAUGGAGGGACACCGCCGUAUCGAGUUCGCGUCCUGAUCAACACGCACCAAGACACUGAGUCGAAGGGGCUCACAACGACCCGAUUUAUGUGGUUUGCAAAGGAGACGAAAGUUGGCGACCAGGUUCAGUUCUGGGUGUACGACAGCAAGGGCGCGGAGGGGAAGUCGCCCAAUAUUCCCAUCGUCGCGGCGGCGAGCGCCAGCAAGUCUGCGUCAGGCGGCGGAGGAAGAGCCAGCUCGACGACCCAUGACGCGAGCGGCAAGUCACCGAAGGCGUCUGGAGGUGCGACGGUAGGUGGAGGCGGAUCAGCGAGCGCCAAGGAGACGGGCAAGGCGGGUUCUUCGACUGGGAGCGUCAAGACGGCUGCACCGAGAGGCUCCGCUCCAGCUUCGAAGGACACGGAGGCUUCCAACGACCUCGACACGCCUCUCAACACUGCUGCUGCGACCAUGUCGACGUCUGCACCGAUCGCACCAGCCGACACCGCUACUGUCGCAACCACUCCCGUAACGACACCAGCAGCGGCUCCCGUCGCUCCCGCCAGCGCGCCUACAGCCUCAAGUACCAGCUCGCUCUUCUCCGGCGACAACACGGCGCUCUAUCUCGGGAUUGGCGGAGUAGCGCUCGCACUUAUCCUCGUCGUCGCCCUGCUCCUGUACGUUCCCUUCACCUACCUUUCCAGUCGAAGGAAAACCUGA
This is a messenger RNA of Rhodotorula toruloides NP11, 837 nucleotides long. RefSeq lists its product as uncharacterized. Bases 1 to 837 code for a protein of 278 amino acids. Lineage: Eukaryota; Fungi; Basidiomycota; Microbotryomycetes; Sporidiobolales; Sporidiobolaceae. The transcript has 6 exons. The record is from RefSeq and is a predicted model, not a curated record.